AUGUCGAAUGAUGAUUUUGCCAUGAGAGUCUCGGAGAAAAUCCGAGAUAAUUCCAUGCUCAGGGAGCUUCGUCAGGAUGUGAGCAAAAUGUGCCGUCAAGACCAGUUUUCUUCCUUUCCAGGAUCUCAACCCGUUUCGAUGAAUCGUGAAAAUAUGAACUAUUUAUCGUAUAUCGAUUAUUGUGUGUGCGAGAAAACUGAUGGAGUGCGAUACCUUCUGCUAAUUUGGGAUAACAAAAUGUACUUUAUCGAUCGGCGAUACGAUUUUUAUUUGGUAAACGAGGUAAAGCUUGCCGCAUAUCCUCAGCCACAAUCAAACCACAGUGUGAACUUCUUAAAAGCUACGCUACUCGACGGCGAGCUCUUACUUGAAACGAAAGCGAAGUCCCCUUACCUCUGCUUCUGGGUCUUCGAUAUAAUGUGCUACAAUGGCAAUCGGACCGUCUCCGAACUCUCCCUUUUAAACCGUCUUCACCUCAUCCGAACCUCCGUCAUCUCGCCCAUCCAUUCCCUGAACGUGAAACUACCCUUCGAAAUCCGCAUGAAGCCAAUGUACAACAUCGAGCAAACGGUGUUUGUCUGGAAUGACGUAGUGAAGGACCUCUCUCACGAGAGCGACGGACUCAUUUUUACGCCUAUUGAGGACCCUUAUCAAUCGGGAUCCUGCUUCCGCCUGCUCAAAUGGAAGCCGAUCUCGAUGAACUCGGUGGAUUUUAAAGUCUAUGCGGAAUAUAUUCGUUUGUUUUGUUUGUGGACUCAAGCAGAGGAUUCGGUUUGCUACCGAUUGCAAGCUUUGAGGGACGGAAUCGAUGUGAACUUCGACUGGAUUUCGUUUGAGGGGAAGGAGGAGGAAGCUCUCUACGGACAUUCGGGGCUGAUCGUGGAGUGCGUUUUCGAUGAGGUGGGAGCGAAACGAAGCGAAUGA
Molecule: messenger RNA, 924 nt
Organism: Blastocystis hominis
Lineage: Eukaryota; Bigyra; Opalinata; Blastocystidae
Exons: 4
Coding region: 1-924 (307 amino acids)
Biological process (GO): 7-methylguanosine mRNA capping
Molecular function (GO): ATP binding; mRNA guanylyltransferase activity
Source: RefSeq, a predicted model, not a curated record